CCAUGAUUUUUUUAUCGAAGUCAAUAGUGAUUUUUUUUUGAGUCAUUUUGGAAAAAAAAAAAGGCCUACACUGUGUCCAUCUACUCAAGAAUUUGAUGCUAUAUAAUUUCAGGGCCUCUCCCUCUUUCUUCAGUCAGUGUCUCUAAACAAAGCGUUCUUCAUAUGGUUUUCCUGUUUGUUUCCAUGGAAAACCUGUACCAUUACCUUGUAAUCAUCUUAUUCAUUCUUCUCACCAUCAAGCUUUUGAUUCAUAAAACCAAAAAUUUGCCUCCGAGUCCCUUUUCUCUGCCAAUUAUUGGCCACCUUCACCUCAUCAAAAACCCACUUUACCAAUCACUGGCCACAUUAUUAUCCAAAUAUGGCCCUGUUUUAUAUCUCAAAUUCGGUUGCAGACAUGUCCUUGUUCUUUCUUCUCCUUCUGCUGUUGAAGAAUGCUUGAACAAGAAUGAUAUAAUAUUUGCAAACCGGCCUCGUACUAUGGCCGGGGAUCUUAUGACGUACAAUUACACUACUUUCGUUUGGGCUCCUUACGGAUCACUUUGGCGGAACCAUCGCCGUCUCAGCGCUGUUGAGAUCUUCUGUUCUAACAGCGUUGAAAAGUUUUCUUCCAUACGUGAAGAAGAAGUUGCGGACUUUGUUCGUCGCUUGUUUGAGGUCUCAUCAGGCAACGGCACCCAAAAGGUGGACUUGAAGUACUUGUUUUGUCUCUUGACGGCGAAUGUCAUGUGGAGGACGGUGGCCGGAAAACGUGGGGUCGAGGAUCCUAAGGACGUGGAGGCAGAAAAGAUGUUCUUCACGGAAUUUAAGAGCUUGUUUUUUCCGAGCCUAGGGACCAACAUAUGUGAUUUCUUCCCAGUUUUGAGGUGGAUUGGUUUCCUAGGGAUUGAAAAGAAAUUGAAAGAAAUACAUAGGAGAAGAGAUGAAUAUCUUCAGAGUUUAGUAGAUGGGAUAAGAUUAAAUAAAAGUAAGAAGAAUUUUUCGCUGAUUGAAAGGCUUCUGUCUCUUCAACAAGACGACCCUGACUUCUGUCCCGAUCAAGUCAUCAAGACCAUGGUUUUGAUGAUGUUCAUUGCAGGAACUGAAUCUACGGCUAUUACAAUGGAGUGGACAAUGGCACUCCUGCUGAGUCAUCCAGAGGCUUUGCAGAAGGCAAGAGACGAGAUCAUUCGCCAUGUUGGACAUGAGCGCCUGCUAAAUGAAUCAGAUCUUCCCAAACUUCCAUACCUUCGUUGUGUUGUAAACGAGACACUAAGGUUAUAUCCCGCAACACCGCUUUUAUUGCCUCAUUGCCCAUCUGAAGAUUGUGUGGUGGAUGGAUAUGAGAUACCUAAAGGCACAAUACUCUUGGUCCAUGCUUGGGCCAUCCAAAGGGAUCCUAGCAUAUGGGAGGAGCCAACCAAGUUCAAGCCUGAAAGAUUUUAUGAGGGAACUUUGGAAGACAAGGAAGGAUUCAAAUAUCUUCCAAAAUAUCUUCCAUUUGGACUUGGAAGGAGAGCUUGUCCUGGCAGAAACAUGGGCUUACGGUCCGUUUUGUUGGCAAUUGGUGUUUUUAUACAAUGCUUUGAAUGGGAAAACGUAGGGUCAGACAAGGUGGAUAUGACACCAGAUACUAUUGGAUUGUCUAUCUUCAAGGCUAGGCCAUUGGAGGCUUUGUGUCGCCCACGGCCUGAUGUGAUUAAACUUCUCUCCCAACUUUAGAGCGUUCAUCGUUUAGUAUCUACCCAAUUCCAGAUUAGCCAUUUGAUCUUUUAAAUGGCAUAUAUUAUGCACUUGAGCAUUUAAACUGUUUUGUUUUGAUAUUUAGAUUGAUGCUUGUUAGAACAUUUUCAAAUAUUUAUAGUAUUUUAAUAACUAUAAA
Gossypium raimondii (Peruvian cotton) is the source of this 1858-nucleotide messenger RNA. RefSeq names its product cytochrome P450 81C13. NCBI's taxonomy places the organism in Eukaryota, Viridiplantae, Streptophyta, Magnoliopsida, Malvales, Malvaceae. The transcript has 2 exons. The record is from RefSeq and is a predicted model, not a curated record. Gene Ontology annotation, molecular function: monooxygenase activity; iron ion binding; heme binding. Bases 163 to 1698 code for a protein of 511 amino acids.